AUGACUUCACAAGGUAACAUGGCCCAGAAAAUACCCCCGUAUGUAAGGGCAUCGAAGUCCCAGCAGCCUUUCUAUUCACAGCAGCGGGAUUUCGGUAGCCUGGACAACCAAGAGUACUAUCCGUAUACGGCCGGAUACUACUCUCCUCCGUAUGGCUACUACUACUACUACCCCCAAUAUCAGCAGCCCAUGACUGAAGAGGCCAUUUAUCGUACGAAUGGGCGCACUGGAGGACUUCGUCGUGGAACUCACUCCGCUCCUCUGACGGCGCCCACUGCCGGCACUCCGAAGAAGAAACCCCACACCAAGGAUGGCCGCAAUGACAACAAGAAGCACCAUGAAGAUGACGAGCCGACCAACGAGCUGGCCCACUUGGUCACUCACAUCAGUUUACGUGAACAGGUUGUCCUCCCUUCCCUUAAGGAUGAGGCUUGGAAUCUUUAUGACAUGGCUAUGAAGGCGGAUAGCCAGGAGGAGAGUGACACGCUCGCAAUGAGUAUCAUUGCGCUCGGUGGCGCCGUUGAGGUCAUGGAGAGCGCGCUGGACUUUGAUUACGAGCAGCUUCGUGAGCUACUCCACCUCGGUGAGUCCGGAUCGGAGUGCAGUAGCGGUAACGAUGGGAAAGAUCCUUCAUUCCUGGAUUAUCUUCUCACAAGUGGUUUCCCUGGUUAUGGCCAGGACUCGGAAGCCAAGUCCGAAAAGUUCUGUCAGGAGACUCAUGCGGCUCGGCCCACGGGAUACGCGGCCAGGAAGACCGAUGCGGUUGGUCGUGAAGACCGCUCUAGGCCUCGCCGCAAUGACAGAGUCCCCGAGACUUACAAGGCUUCAUUUUACAGAGAGGUCUAA
Messenger RNA from Lasiodiplodia theobromae, 846 nucleotides. RefSeq lists its product as uncharacterized. NCBI's taxonomy places the organism in Eukaryota, Fungi, Ascomycota, Dothideomycetes, Botryosphaeriales, Botryosphaeriaceae. Bases 1 to 846 code for a protein of 281 amino acids. The transcript has a single exon. The record is from RefSeq and is a predicted model, not a curated record.